CUUAUUUUUAACUUUUGAAGUUGGACCCAAAACAUGCAGCCUGGUGCGUCUUCUUCCAUCAUCAUCAUCAUUGUGCUCUGCUCACCCAUCAGCCAUCGAUUAGUGAGAAUACUUCACUUUCUCGACAGUCUGUUUACUUCGGUCGGAGUUAUUUGCACGCAUUUGCUUUGAACGGGAUGGACACUCAAGCAGACCCUCCUGAAACGCCAGCCAAAAGGCACAAGUGCUCAGCAUGCUAUAGGCAAUACAAGAAAAAGGAACAUCUUAUUGAGCACAUGAAGAUCUCAUACCACUCAGUCCAUCAGCCUAAAUGUGGGGUCUGUCAAAAGCACUGCAAAUCUUUUGAAUCUCUGAGGGAACACCUUACUGGUCCAUUGCCGAAAGGAAAUUGUUCCAAUUUUUUCUCUCAACAUGGUUGUCAACUUUGCUUAAAAUUAUUUGAUAGCCCCGCAGCUCUUAUCGAGCAUAAAGAAACAUGUUAUCUAUCUGCACCAACUCCUCUGGGAACAGAGGCAUUGGCCUAUAUAAGAUCCCCAAUACUUCGUCCAAAUUCUCCUCAUGAAAACCACACUGGAAGGCGCCCUGGAGCAAUUGCCAUUGAUUGUGAAAUGGUUGGUGGUGGAAGUGAUGGAUCAUUAGACCUUUGUGCUAGAGUAUGCAUGGUUGAUGAAGAUGAGAAUUUAAUUUUCCACACCUAUGUACAGCCUCAAAUCCCGGUUACUAACUAUAGAUAUGAUAUAACUGGGUUGACAGAAGAGCAUCUUAGAGAUGCCAUGCCACUUAAGGAAGUUCAAGACAAGGUAUUGCAAAUUCUGUACAAUGGAGAAUCAAUUGGCAAAGUUAGAUUGGAUGGAGGAAAGGCCAAGCUUCUUGUGGGGCAUGACCUAGAACAUGAUUUGGACUGCCUAAAAUUGAAUUAUCCUGAUCAUAUGUUGAGGGACACUGCAAAGUAUCGUCCGUUGAUGAAAACAAACUUGGUCAGCCAUUCGCUCAAGUACCUUACUCGAACGUAUUUAGGUUAUGACAUCCAGACAGGCACACAUGACCCCUAUGAAGACUGUGUUUCCGUGAUGAGGCUGUACAAGAGAAUCCGAAGCCAAGUUCAUACCGAGGAAAACCUCGGAACAUUUACUUCAAGUAACGUCACUGGCAAUUCUGAUUAUUGGAAAUCCAAGGAACUUGAGAACUCUACAGCAGAUGAGCUCUUUGCCAUGUCCAAAUCAGACUAUAGGUGUUGGUGCUUGGAUUCGAUGUAGAAAGAAAUGAGAGCCUGAGCACAUGAGCUGUUGUUGUCCAGGAGAUCAUUUCGGUGUGCUGAGUAAUCGUAGAGAAAGGAAAAGGGAAUUUUGUGAUGGAAAAGUUUAUAUGUGAAAGGACCUGCUUACUGCUAAUACAGGAUGGAGUUCCUAGAUUCCUGAUCUGAACUGUAAUUAUAGAAUCAGUUAUACGUGCUCUCUUUCCUUCGAGCAAUCCCUUUCAAGAGAGGCAUACAAUUAGCCCGACAACUAGUCUGUUGACGAUAUAUCUCUACUGUAAAUCGAAACAACUUUCCAUAACAUAGGUAAAUUAUCAGAAUUGAAUAUUUCUUUUUUGAUUACGAGCAAGCUAGAAGUUGUCAUACUCAUCUUAUUUUUUUGUUUUGGUUUGAAACUCCAAGAUUCGUUCAGCGUGUUGCUUGCUUAUAGAAUGAUUCGUUCUUUUGACUUUUUAA
Molecule: messenger RNA, 1711 nt
Organism: Prosopis cineraria
Lineage: Eukaryota; Viridiplantae; Streptophyta; Magnoliopsida; Fabales; Fabaceae
Exons: 9
Coding region: 177-1256 (359 amino acids)
Biological process (GO): rRNA processing
Cellular component (GO): nucleus
Molecular function (GO): 3'-5' exonuclease activity; nucleic acid binding
Source: RefSeq, a predicted model, not a curated record